AGGGACAAACAGACCGAUUCAUAAUAGAAUACGAAACUCGAAAAUCCUUCCUUUUCUUAAAUCUCAGAAUCUCCAACUCUCUGUAUAGAUCGAUUCUAAUUUUCUCCUUUUGUACAUUUAUUUAUAUACAUACAAAAAAACAUCAAAUCUGUUUGCGUGAUCUGUAAUUGAAGUUGGUCCCUGAUCGCGAUCAAGGAGCUGGUAAGGUUGAUUAGUUAUAUGCUUAUUCUGAGGAAUGGUGUUCAAGAGGAAGCUAGACUGCGUAUCUGUUGCCUUUGAUUACCCCAAUGUUCCCAGAGCUCCUCGUUCCUGCAGGAGGAAGGUUCUAAACAAGGGAACCGAUGAUGAUGACGCUAAGAUGUGUGCAAUGGACUUGCUCGCUUCUCUGGCUGGAAAGAUACUAGAGGAAGGCCAGAGUUCCUCAGCCUCUUCCAAUGCAUUUUUUGAAGUUAAUAAUCACGAAGUUAAACAAGAAGACCAUUACAAGCCUCUUAAAUCUGAGUCGUCUGACCAAGGAAACUCUGUUUCAAGACCUCCAUAUGAAGAAAACACUAAUGACAAGUGUGUGGUAAACAGCUUCUCGUUUCCUGAUAACGACGAAGGCGUUUUGGAGCGAACUCCGAUGUCUGAUCAUCACAAGAAGAUUCAUGGGGAGAUUGGUGGUGGUCAUGGGAACGCUGGGUCUGAACAAGGAGUAGCAACAACCCAUGGCUUGGAAGAUGGAGGAGGCUUAACCACUAACACUUGCCACUUAGAGGAUAAAACUGCAUUAGGUGUGCAGUUCCCUAAACCAGUCUGCGUGGAUAUGACGAUCCCUAAUGGUUCCCUUGCUAGACAUGGGAAUCAUACUAACCUAGCUAGAGAUGAUGAUGAAAAACUAUUUAGUUAUCGUAAAUGUAGCAAUAAGUUUAUGUCGUAUAGGAUAAGAAAGUCCAAAUAUAGGAAACAAGUUCCUAAGGAUUAUGGACACUACAGAUCUGUAGAUGUUGGCGUAAAGGUUCUUCACCGGAAAAGAAAAUCAUGUUAUGGAUACAACGGAUGGCUGCGUGAGACCAAGACCAUUUAUAAGAGGAGAAGAUCACCGGACCGAAGCUCGGUUGUAACUUCUGAUGGUGGACUUAGUAAUGCAAGUGUUUCCAAGUUACAUGAGAAGCGAGGUUCAGUAAAGCUAAGUAUCAAGUCCUUUAGGAUUCCAGAGCUUUUUAUUGAAGUUCCAGAAACUGCAACUGUGGGAUCACUGAAGAGGACCGUGAUGGAGGCUGUCAGUGUUUUACUCAGCGGUGGAAUACGUGUUGGGGUAUUGGUACAUGGGAAGAAGGUCAGAGAUGACAAGAGAACUCUGUCACAGACUGGGAUCUCAUGUGAAGAGAAUCUAACCAACCUUGGGUUCACCUUGGAGCCUGGCCUCAGCAAAGUUCCCAUACCUUUAUGUUCCGAAGAUCCUGUGGUGGUUGUGCCACCACCAACCGAGCCGACAAGUUUAUGUGAACGGUCUGCGGCUUCUCCCACGUUAGAUUCUGGAAUUCCUCAUGCAGAUGACGUGAUUAUGGACAAUAAUAACCUCGAGUUAGUUCCAUACCAGAGUGAGAUAUCUAUUGAUGAACCUUCAUCAGAUUCAAGAGCGCUUGUUCCACUCCCAGCCUUAGAGGAAGUUAAGGCGCUUGCCAUAGUUCCGUUGAACCAGAAACCUAAGCGUACAGAGCUUGCCCAGCGCAGAACCAGGAGACCUUUCUCUGUGACAGAGGUAGAAGCUCUCGUACAAGCAGUUGAGGAACUCGGGACUGGAAGAUGGCGUGAUGUGAAAUUGCGUGCUUUUGAGAAUGCAGAUCAUCGGACCUACGUGGACUUGAAGGAUAAAUGGAAGACGCUGGUUCACACAGCAAGUAUAUCACCGCAGCAAAGAAGAGGAGAGCCGGUGCCACAAGAACUACUAGACAGAGUGUUGAGGGCAUACGGGUAUUGGUCGCAGCACCAAGGGAAACAUCAUGCGAGAGGAGCACCCAAAGAUGCAGACACGAACAGAGGUGGAGCUCUUGAAUCAGGUGUUUCAGUGUAAAAAGGAGGCAAGUAUUGGUGGGUGUACAGAUGAAAACAAGAAUAAUAAUUGUAAACUCGGUUUCUGCAUAGAUUAAUCGUCUUUCUACUAAAAUACAAUUUAUUUUUUUGGUUUGGCAUUUUGUAAAUGACUCCACAAAGUUUAGCUUUUCUGUACUUGUUUAAUCUCAAACUGAUUAUGUUGUGUAAUAUGGUCGGUCCAGAAUGUAAUUCUAGACAUUCUUUUAUUA
Molecule: messenger RNA, 2285 nt
Organism: Raphanus sativus (radish)
Lineage: Eukaryota; Viridiplantae; Streptophyta; Magnoliopsida; Brassicales; Brassicaceae
Product: telomere repeat-binding protein 3
Exons: 9
Coding region: 236-2056 (606 amino acids)
Source: RefSeq, a predicted model, not a curated record